AUGGUCGAGAAAUUCUACGUUACCUACAACCAGGUCCACAAAUUGUGCCAGGAAGCAGCACCGAGGAUACUCAGCGAUUUCAAGCCAAACCUCAUGAUUGCGAUCGGCGGUGGUGGCUAUGUUCCUGCUCGCAUCUUGAGAUCGUUCCUCAAGCAGCCAGGCGCUCCAAACAUCCCCAUCCAAGCUAUUGGUCUCUCCCUCUACGAGACGCUCUCCGGCUCGGACCCUGUAGAGGCACCAGGCACAAAAGUCACGCGAACACAAUGGCUCGAUCUGUCGUCACUUGAGAUGGGCAACCUGAUCGGAAAGAAUGUUCUUAUCGUCGACGAGGUUGACGACACCAGGACCACGCUCGAAUACGCUGUGAAAGAGCUGGAGAAAGAUGUCGAAACUGCCAGGAAGCAGCAAGGAAGAACAGAGACAACCAAGUUCUCGAUAUUCGUGCUGCACAACAAGGACAAGCAGAAGAAAGGUCAUCUGCCAACGGACAUGGUCGAAGAGCAGAGGUAUAUCGCUGCGAGGACCGUAACAGACGUUUGGAUCUGCUAUCCUUGGGAGGCUACCGACAUUGACGAGCAUGAUCGACUUGCGCAGGAAAAGGGAAUCUGA
This is a messenger RNA of Lithohypha guttulata, 609 nucleotides long. RefSeq names its product hypoxanthine-guanine phosphoribosyltransferase (gene HPT1). The transcript is spliced from 3 exons. The coding region runs from base 1 to 609 and encodes 202 amino acids. NCBI's taxonomy places the organism in Eukaryota, Fungi, Ascomycota, Eurotiomycetes, Chaetothyriales, Trichomeriaceae. Gene Ontology annotation, molecular function: hypoxanthine phosphoribosyltransferase activity. The record is from RefSeq and is a predicted model, not a curated record. Gene Ontology annotation, cellular component: cytoplasm. Gene Ontology annotation, biological process: hypoxanthine metabolic process; XMP salvage; GMP salvage.